Molecule: messenger RNA, 3470 nt
Organism: Anas platyrhynchos (mallard)
Lineage: Eukaryota; Metazoa; Chordata; Aves; Anseriformes; Anatidae
Gene: C3H6orf120
Product: chromosome 3 C6orf120 homolog
Source: RefSeq, a predicted model, not a curated record
CGAGCCGAGGCGCCGCCGCCGCUCCCUGCCCGCGGCCUGGGCCGGCCCGCGGGGAGGAGGCAGCUGAGGGGGCGGCCGGGCUCCCGGCUCUGUCCAGGGUCUCCUGAGAUCUCCCGGACGCCGGACAGGAGCUCAGGGUAGCGCAUGUGACAGUAGGAGGAAUCAGAGUAAAACUUAAUAGCCAUGGCAGCACGCUGGAGGAGAGUCCUGGUAAUAUUUGUGGCAGCUCAAGUACUAUUUGUGGCAAAGACCUUUGAGGAAGAGGAUGUACCUGAAGAAUGGCUGCUUCUUCACGUUGUUCAAGGUCAGAUUGGAGCAGGAAACUACAGUUACUUGAGACUAAAUCACGAGGGAAAGAUAGUACUUCAGAUGCAGAGUUUAAAAGGUGAUGCAGAUUUGUACGUAUCUGAUAUAACUCUUCACCCCAGCUUUGACGAGUACGAAUUACAGUCCGUAACUUGUGGCCAAGAUGUUGUCCACGUACCAGCACACUUCCGCCGCCCAGUGGGAAUAGGGAUUUAUGGUCACCCCUCUCACCUGGAGAGUGAGUUUGAAAUGAAGGUCUACUACGAUCGAACAGUUGUACAGUAUCCUUUUGGCGAGGCUUCUUACAACCCAGAGGAGAUGGAGGCAAACCAGAAAUACUCACACACCACAGAAGAUGAAUCUCAGGAUGAAGAGUCUGUUUUCUGGACUAUACUUAUUGGAAUCUUGAAAUUAAUACUUGAAAUUCUUUUUUAAAUUCAUACACACUGGACUAAAUCAAAUUUCAGCCUGUGAAAUUGAACAUUAAUAACUUUGUGUAAUAUUUAAUACUCUUUGUUGUGUUUCCUGAACCAGAAAGAAAGUGGGGGAUGAGGGGGAAAAAGCCAUAUUUGAUUUUAUAUUGUAAAAUCCUGCCCUACAUGUAAAAUGAGCAGCAAGCACAGUAUUUGCAGUAUUCAACUUUAGAGAUCAGGGCUUAAAGAUGAAUGUAGAGUUUGGAAUCUCUGAACAGGUGCUUAGGAAAAAAAAUCAGCCCUAAUCCUUUAUUUUCUAUCAUUAUUUUAUAAAGAGCAAAAUACAAACAGCUGCACUUCAGUGCCCCCUCUCAAUCUCGAGCAUAUUUAAAAUCUACUCUUUCUCUGCCAGGUAUCUUCAGUAAAACUAAUUAGCAGUGGCUUUAGAGUGCAGUCAAGCUGAGGAGCCGACUCAGGCUCCACUAGGGUGACAGAAGGGAAAACCAAACAAACAAUCACCUAAGGGGACAGAUGGUCUGUAUUUUGACUGCUUGUGCUCUGCAUCCCAUCAACCAUCUGUAAGCAGAAGCCUGUCCGGUCACUCAGCACCUCUGCAAAUCCAUGACCUGAAUCGAGUACAUGUUACUUCGAUAUUACUAUAGGGAAGGGAAGCCUUCAGCUGUUGUUACUUGUCAAUAUGACAUUCUCAUUCCUCAUUGAAGGCAAUGCGGUAUAUAGGAUAUUAAGCUUGAGAGGUUUUUACACAUCCCUUUACAGCUUUUUGUGAUUUUUUUUCUUUUCAAAAGAUGUUUACACAAUCUUUUUUUUUUUUGGGGGUACAUUUAUAUGAACAAGUCCUUAGCUUGCAAAGAAAAUUUUUGCUGAAAGGAAGUUGCAGUAUAUUGUAAGAAGGUCAGAUCAUGCUCACUCUUCCCUGAAAGUUAGUUUUUCCAGGAGUAUUUUUUGCUUUGGUUGAGUCUUUCAAGAUAAGCAAUUGCUAUGCAAGUAGUGUAUAUUUAAAAUUGCUCUGUAAUUUUCUUUUCACAGAGCUUACUGAUGAGUGCACUGAAAUAAACAAGAAUGUUACUAUAAUUUUAUACAAACAGUGCAUGUACAAUUUAAGUUUCAUUAGUGAAAGCCUUUUCUUUUUCAGUGGGAAUCUGACUUCUCUGUCUAGAUAGCUGACAGGACAUGAUUAGUGACUUUUAUAUCACAAAAAUAAUUAUAUAGCCAAAAUUAAGAGUUUAUUUGGUAAAAAGAAAAAAAAAAGUGGUAUUGUUCCUCUUAAAGUGGUUGGUUAAAUAGCACCAAAAUAUCACUUUAAUUUGUGCAGUUAAAUUUUGGACAGCAAGUUGUUUUUGUUUUUUUAAGGGGGGAGAGUGGGGCUUAGCCCUCCUUGCUGUUUUUCCCCCUUCUUCCUCCUCUUCUGGGUACGGGAGAGUCUUUCUGACAACAAUCACAAAUCCAGCGACCUAAGAAAAGAAAGUUGUCAAUUAUUGGGAAGCUACCUUUUUUAUUCACUCAUCUAGUUAUGUACCUUUCACUAUUUCAGUAGGUGCUCAUCUAUUCCUAGUACUUCCUUUCAUGUACACAACCAGUGUUUUUCUUUAAAAUUCAAGCAUCUUUUCUAAAAGGUACAGAAAGCACCAUGUCAAAUUCACCAUCCCUUGCAGACUCAGUGCAUGUAACAAUUGGCUACACUUAUGUUUAUGGGGCUCAAGGAGUUAAGUGCCAGCACUGCUAAUGCAAUGGUUAUUAGGAAAGAAGAGACAAACCAUGAGGUUGCAAGUGAAGAUUUUCAGAUGAGUGGCCACAGUUCAAGGUUAUGGGCAGUAACUCACAGCAGUAAUGAAUGGCAGUUGGAGAAUGUUGCUAUUGUGCCACAGGGUAGUGGGUCCCAUUCCCCAAACCAGCGUCAGUUAUUUCAGUGCAGUCAGGCAGCACAGAUUAAACUGCUGGCAGAAGUUCAGCACUAGACCUUGUACUAAAACCCAUUUAUGGAGGGAACAAUAAAGGGUUGAGCACAGAUAUUAACUAUUUAUAUUACAACAGCUGGAAUCAUAAAAGCUGCUUUGCUUUUUUUUUUUUUUAGUUUUGUAGGACUAUAAUUAUUUUGCUUAGAUUCUGUCUGUAGGUCAGUCUGAAAGUCGAGUCAACCACAUAACCUGGAGUAAAGCAACAGCAAGCUCCCUGUGCUUCUCUAAAUGGGAUAUACAAUAUAUUUGAGGUAGUAGUUACGAGGAAUAUUGUCACCAAGUACUUUAUCAUGAGCUUACUGGUGAUUUAUUUAGUGUCACUGCUAUCAGUCACUUACAUCUGAAGUCUUCUUUACACUGCCUUGAGUUGGCCAGGUGAUAUGAGUGGCCAGGUAAUUUAGAAGUACAGGCUACCUGACACUGAGGUACUUCCAGCUUUUACAUUUAAGAAAAAAAUGGGAACGAAGGGGUUUAAAAAUGUUUACAAAUGCUAAAUUGAGCAUACUUUUAAAUUUAGAAACUGAAAUAACAAACUUCGUUAAUGUGAAAGCUAUUAUCCAGCAAUAUGCAGCAAUACAGGCCUCUUUACAUGUUUCUUUUAUGAAAAGAGGUAAUUAUUCUCAGUAUUCUCUGGAAAUAUUAGAAAAAAUCGCUCUGAGGGAGCCUGUUUGGAUUCUGUUGUAAAAGCCAAUUAUAUUUCCUAUACAGGAAAUGCCAGGUUAAACUGUGCAAAACCAAAUACACAGAAAUAAAGCUUAUUAAAAAAAAUUCUCAA